Molecule: messenger RNA, 1502 nt
Organism: Malus domestica (apple)
Lineage: Eukaryota; Viridiplantae; Streptophyta; Magnoliopsida; Rosales; Rosaceae
Product: caffeic acid 3-O-methyltransferase-like
Biological process (GO): methylation
Molecular function (GO): protein dimerization activity; S-adenosylmethionine-dependent methyltransferase activity; O-methyltransferase activity
Source: RefSeq, a predicted model, not a curated record
CCAUUAGUACAUCCAUCUCUUCCACUCUCAGUCCUUCUCCCAUCCUCUCUCUCUCUCUCUCUCUCUCUCUCUCUCUCUCUCUCUCUGCACCAACACCAAAUCCAACAAAUGUGUUCGACCGGAGAGAAUCAGAUGACUCCAACCCAAGUCUCCGACGAAGAAACCAACCUCUUCGCCAUGCAGCUCGCCAGCGCCUCCGUUCCCCCCAUGGUGCUCAAGGCAGCCCUCGAGCUCGACCUCCUCGAGAUCAUGGCGAAGGCCGGGCCUGGCGCUUUCGUUUCUCCGGCGGACUUAGCUUCGCAGCUGCCGACCAAGAACCCUGACGCCCCCGUCAUCCUGGACCGCAUGCUGCGCCUGCUGGCCAGCUACUCCAUCUUCACUUACUCCCUCCGCACGCUUCCCGAUGGCAAAGUAGAGCGGCUGUACGGCCUCGGCCCCGUCUGCAAGUUAUUGACAAAGAACGAGGAUGGUGUGUCCAUUGCUCCUCACUUACUCCUAACUCAGGACAAGGUCCUUGUUGAGAGCUGGUACCACUUGAAAGAUGCUGUUCUUGAAGGAGGAAUUGCAUUCAACAAGGCCUAUGGAAUGACUACUUUUGAGUACCACGGCACUGACCCUAGAUUCAACAAGGUUUUUAACAAGGCAAUGGCUGACCAAUCUAGCAUUGCCAUGAAGAAACUUCUUGAGACCUACAAGGGCUUUGAGGGCCUCACAUCCGUCGUUGAUGUUGGUGGUGGCAUCGGCAGUGUUAUUCACAUGAUUGUCUCUAAGUACCCCUCAAUUAAGGGCAUUAACUUCGACUUGCCUCAUGUCAUCAAAGAUGCUCCCCAAUAUCCUGGUGUGGAGCAUGUUGGAGGAGACAUGUUCGUAAGUGUUCCAAAGGGAGAUGCAAUUGUCAUGAAACAUAUAUGUCACGAUUGGAGUGACGAGCAUUGCUUGAAACUUUUGAAGAACUGCCACGCUGCGCUCCCCGACAAUGGGAAGGUGAUUCUUGUUGAGAUCAUUAUUCCGGUAUCUCCAGACAGCAGCCUUGCCACCAAGUUAGCUAACCAUAUCGACGUGCUCAUGUUAGCUAACAACCCCGGCGGAAAAGAGAGGACGGAGGAGGAGUUUGAGGCCUUGGCUAAGGAAUCUGGAUUCCAAGGCUUCCGCGUCAUGUGCUCCGCUUUCCACAGCAAUGUCAUUGAAUUUCUUAAGAAGAAUUUGAUAUAACUUCGGCUAUGGUAUGCUGCCAUAUGCAUCCAUAUUGCUUUGGUUUUUGAUAUAGUGAUCGCAUGCGGAUUUUUCACCAUAAGUAGACUUUCAUGUAUUCCACAAAAAGUAGUAAGAAAGGGAUUUUAUGAUGCUUAUAUAUUAUAAAUUUGGAUUCAUACUUAUGCAAUGAGGUCUAACACAACAAAAAUCUGGUAUGUAUGUAUGCGUGUAUGUAUGCGUGUGAGCGUGUGUGUGUGUAUGAUGAGGCUAGUGCUGCUGCUGGGUCUUGAACCAUGUCCUUUCUUGAA